AUGAAGCCGCAGUCGAGCUACAACGUCCCCAAGACGCAGACGGCCGUCAUCUACGAGGCCGACAAGGAACCGCUGCAGGUGCGCGAGGACUGGCCGGUGGUGCAGCCCGAGGACCUCAAGCCCGGCGAGGUGCUUAUCCGCAUCGCCUACACGGGCGUGUGCCACUCUGACCUGUCGGUGUGGGAGGGCGAGGGCCCUCCGCUCCCCAAGCAGUUCCCUAUGAUCGGCGGCCACGAAGGUGCCGGCUACAUCGCCGCCAUCGGUGAGCACACCCGCACGAACCUCAAGAUCGGCGACGCUGUUGGCGUCAAGUGGCUCGCGCACACAUGCCUGGGCUGCGAGGAUUGCCGCAAGGGCUAUGAGACGACGUGCCCGUCCGCUGGCGUCCACGGUUUGACCUGUCACGGCUCGUUCCAGCAGUGGUGCGUGUCGUUCGCGGACCACGUGACUCCUAUUCCGUCGGGCCUGGAUCUGUCGGCUGCAGCUCCUAUUCUGUGCGCCGGCAUGACGGUGUACAAGGCACUCAAGCAGAUCGGUGGCUCUCCGGGUGAGUACGUGGUGAUCCCCGGCGCUGGUGGCGGUCUGGGCCACUUGGCGUGCCAGUACGCGCGGGCCAUGGGCUACAAGGUGGUGGCCAUCGACACUGGCGACGACAAGCGCAAGCUGAUCGAGUCGUACGGCAUCAAGGACUUCAUCGACUUCAAGGAGGGCAACGUGAUCGAGCAGGUCCGCGCUGCCACCGGCGGUCGCGGUGGUCACGCCACCAUUGUGGUGGCCGACUCGACUGCCGCCUACAAGGACGCGCUUAUGUUCCUGCGCCCGCACGGCACGCUCUUCGCUGUCGGUGUGCCCACUGGUGCCGCCAUUGUUGCGCCAGUGGGUCUCAUCAUCCCGUUCGAGUUCCGCAUUGUCGGCUCGUACGUCGCCAGCCGCCAAGACGCCAUCGAGGCGCUGGACAUGGUGGUCGAGGGCCACGUCAAGACCACGUACACCGUCGAGCCGCUCACGAACCUGCCGGACGUGUUCAAGCGCAUGGCCGCCGGCCAGCUCCGCAGCCGCGUGGUGCUGGACUGCGAGUAA
Phytophthora sojae is the source of this 1080-nucleotide messenger RNA. RefSeq lists its product as hypothetical. The coding region runs from base 1 to 1080 and encodes 359 amino acids. Gene Ontology annotation, molecular function: oxidoreductase activity. NCBI's taxonomy places the organism in Eukaryota, Oomycota, Peronosporomycetes, Peronosporales, Peronosporaceae. The transcript has a single exon. The record is from RefSeq and is a predicted model, not a curated record.